This is a messenger RNA of Liolophura sinensis, 4135 nucleotides long. RefSeq names its product inversin-like. Gene Ontology annotation, molecular function: protein binding. The record is from RefSeq and is a predicted model, not a curated record. Lineage: Eukaryota; Metazoa; Mollusca; Polyplacophora; Chitonida; Chitonidae.
UGCAGAAUGAAGUGGAAACUGCCCCGAACCCUCUGGCAAAGGCCAGCCCUGCACCUAAGGUGGAUACUGUCACCCAGCUUCAUGCUGCGGCUGUUAACGGGGACAAGACCAUGUUAAGUCGCCUUCUUUUCACUAAUGGCAAGGACUUGGACACUGGCGACCAGUUUGGCCGCACCCCGCUCAUGUUCUGUGUCCUGGGGGACAGACUGGACUGUGCAGAGAUCCUGGUCAAGGCCGGGGCCCACAUAGACAAGAGAGACAAGGGUGGCAGGACGGCCCUGCACUGGGCAGGACAUAAGGGUAAUUUUCGCCUGCUCAAACUGCUGAUUGCCAAAGGUGCUAACAUUCGUGAGAAGGACAAUGAAGGUCAGACUGCCCUACAUCUGUGUACUCGUCACAAGUCACCCAAGUGUAUGGCCCUGCUUCUUAAGCAGCUGUCUCCAGGAGAAAUAGACGACCAGGAUAAAAAUAAGAGGACUGCCUUACACUGGGCGUCAUCAUAUGGAAAUUUGGAACACAUCAGAAUGUUGAUCAAGCAGGACUCUAACAUUGGGAUCCCUGAUGUAGAAGGGAAGACCCCCUUACAUUGGGCAGCCAGCAGUCGGGAUGCCGCCACAGUUAACUGUGUCAAAUUAUUACUGGAAACCACUCCCAGUGUGAUCAACUGGCAGGACUAUGAGGGAAGAACAGCUUUACAUUUGGCUGUGGCUGAUGGGAACGAAGACGUUGUAAAUGUUCUGACAAGUGUUGAGAACUGCAAUGUGUCAGCACUAGAUAACAUGUUCAGAACUCCAUUACACUGGGCUGCUGUUCUGGGACACUCUAAGAUAGUUGGGAUGUUACUGGAUAAGAAUGCUGAUUACUGCAGCUCAGACUCUAACGGCGCCACGCCCCUGCAUUAUGGAGCCCAGAACAAUUAUGAUGACACAGUUGCCGUCUUUUUGGCGAGAAAAAACGUCACAGAUGAGCCCGAUGUGGAGGGAAGAACAGCUUUUAUGUGGGCUGCUGGGAAAGGCGCCAAUGACGUCAUUAAAAUCUGGCUUAAACACGGUGUUGAUAUACAUCAGGUGGACAAAAAUGGCGGCACUGCACUUCAUGCAGCAGCCUUAUCCGGACACGCUACGACCGUGAAGCUUUUGUUAGGGGCUGGUUCCUCGAUUAAUUCCAAAGACUCGCUGAAGCACACGCCCUUGUUUCGUGCUUGUGAAAUCGGGCACACAGAUGUUGUUCAGACGCUGAUUGACUGUGGAGCAAGAGUGGACGUGUUGGAUCAGGAUGGGCGAUCUCCGCUGCACUGGGCAGCUUUGGGAGGUCAUGCUUACAUCUGCCAAACUCUGAUCAAAUAUGGAGUGGACCCAAAUAUUAGAGAUCAGUCAGGGAGAACGCCACUGCAAUGUGCUGCUUACGGGGGAUUUGUCAACUGUAUGUCUGUACUCAUGGAACAUCAGGCCGACCCAAAUGAUCAGGAUAAUGAGGGCAUGACGGCUCUGCACUGGGCAUGUAACAAAGGUCAGCUAGACGCAGUUAAGCUGCUCAUAGAGUACCUGGCUUUUCCUAACCACAUGGAGUUCACUGAGGACAGGUACACACCUUUGGAUUACGCUCUGAUGGGAGAACACCACGACGUGGCUCAGUACAUGAUAGAACAGGGGGCGCUAUCCAUCACUGGUAUACAGGACAUCGCAGCCCAGAAGAUUCAGUCAGCCUUUCGGGGAUUCAGAGUGAGGAAAACUUUCAUUGAGAGAAAACAGCUGCUAAUGAAACAUGAACACUUGAAGAAAGAAGCUGCCAAAAAACGUGCGGAAGAAGUGUGCAAAAAGAAGGAUGUUCAGACAAAGCCUGAUGCCGAGGAUCAGCCAUUGUGCUCUGCCAUUGAUGCUGAAGCUGAAAAUGAAACCGAAAGUGGACAUGAUGCGGAGAACUUGAUCUCUCCCACAGAACCUGCGGGAGAACAGCCUCCAGCCAAUGCAAUACAGUCCAAACCAGAAGUCCGGCCACCAACUGAUCGGGAAAUACUGGAACAACAUAAAGCUACCAGAGAGAUAGUGAGAGCUGAAAAAGAACGAAAGCAGGCCUUUCAGAAACGGAGAACAGCUCUCAGCUCUACUCUGGCCAAGAAUGGAAAGUCAAAGGGAGAGAACUGCUCCCCAAGGCAGGCACAGGAGUUGGAAUGGAGAAGGCAGGUGGCAGCACUGAUCAUCCAGCUGGCCUGGAGGAAAUACUACAGGAGAAAACUCCAAAGAUGUGGUUCAGCUGCCAGUAGCAGACGAAAAAAACAACUGUUGUUAUGGGACCCUGAUAUCAUAGCUGCGAAACAACAGAUCCUACUGCAAGAAAUCUACUCUGAGGAAUUGGAUGUACCUUUCUGGCACCCAGCUUUGAGAGGGAAUCAGCAAUCCUGGUCCCGCGGCACACCUUCAUCUGUAGCAGUGUCAUCCUAUAACAGUGCUGUAGGCAAAUAUCACCGGGAGUAUUGUGGCAAAGGUCAGAACUCAAGGUCAGCAUCAAGGUCAAGUGGGCGAUAUGUGAAAAAUGACCGAGAGUCGAUGAAUAACAAAACAGAACUGAACAUGUCAGAUAAACUUCAGCACAUCAAAGUGGCAAGAGAUGGAAAGGCAAACAACAAAUUCUCUUACAAUAUGAACAAGUCUUGACACCUUGAAACUCGUGAAAUGGGAAGAAUUUUUUUAUGGGCAAGUCCGAGGAUACAAAAGCAGUUGAAAAUUUUGAUACGUUUGUGCACCCUUGUGAUAUGAAAUGUACAUCUAUGUAAAAUGAUGCUGGUCAUAAUACAGUUCCAGAGAUUUGUCUUUUACUUGUAAUCUGUGCUGAACAUUUUAGUUGAGAUAAAACUGUUUUAAAAAUUUAUUUCUCAAACUGAAACCAAUCAGAUACCAUAUUGUUGGACUAUAUUUGCUUUGUUGCUUCUAUUCGUUGAAAAGUUUAGUCAAGAAAUACAGAAGAUGUGUUGCCAUUUUUAACUUUCAGUUCUGAAAGCUAUCUUUGCUUUUUUGAUAUCUUUUUGUUGGUCUGUUUGUCGUUUCAGUCUGUUUUAUAAAUAUGUAAAUAUCAUAAAAUAUAAUUUUAUGUAAAUAUCCAUGAAACAAAGCUUUGUUAACCUGUAUCUGUUCCAUUGGAACCAACUGUUUUUUUUUUUUAAAUAUACCACGGCCAGUUACGUUUUCCAUUUCAUUUAGUACAGCUAACGCAGAGCAAUGACCCAGGAGGCUCUCACCAAUGUAAUUGCUGUGAGUUCAAGUCCAGCUUAUGCUGGCUUCCUCUCUGGUCGUAGAUGACAGUUUCUGCAAGUAAAUUGUAUAUGAUCAUGUGUUUUUUCCUGGGCUCUGCCUGGUUUCCUCCCACCAUAAUGCUGGGAGUGAAAUAGCUGAAAUAUUUAUGAGUACAGCCACAAACACAGUCAAAUAAAUAAAUGAAUCUGUAGUGCAUAUGACACUUCAGAACCAUUUUAACAAGUUAUCUGAGGCAGAAAUUGGCUCAGUUUGUAUGCUUAUGAGCUUGAAAUAUGGCAACAAGCCAACUUCGUUUGAAAAGGUUGUUUUGAAAUUCUCACUUAUUUAUUUGAUAGGUGAUUGAUGCUGUACUUGGGAGUCUUUCAUUUGCACCAAAACAGGUCUAAGGGUGGAGGAAAAGAUUAUUUCUGGAAUUUUUUUUUUUAGAAUUGUUAAAGUGUUCACAAAUCUUUUUGUUUUGGCAUUGCUGUGUUAUUUUUUUCUACAGCAGUUUGUGGGUAAUUUGUAUGCAUUUUCGCGAGCGUGUGUUGUUCUUGCUUGUUAAUGUUGUUUAAGAUUUAGCUGUGAUGACCGACCCGGAUAGCACAGUUGGUAGAGCGUCGGCUUCGGAAGCGGUAGACCCAGGACCAAUUCUGCCGAGAAAAUGGAGGUGUCUAAACCAAAUUGUUAUAUAUCCGACCGCCAAUGAUGGUCGAUGUGAAGAUAGGGACAAUGAACCCAGCGUCUUAUUCAGACUGCCAUCUUUAUUCAUCUGCAUUAUGCAAACACGACACAAAUGUUGUUUUUUUUUCACAUUCAUUAGCGUCUUAAGAUGCAAUUUCUGGGCGAAAUUUUAUGUCAUUUACAUUUACCAUAAUCAUGGUAAUAGGCCAAUGAUGGGUGAG